ACUCCUUUGAUGACGUCAUUACACUCUUUGCGUCUGUCAAAGCGUGAAGAUCCGAAAUAUACUAACAUAUUGUCAGUAAAACGCACGUUUCGCAAUCAAAUUAAACGCGCGAACGUUUAUAAUCGUUAAUUUGUUUAGUUAAUUGUUCGUUCGUUAUGUUAUUGUGAACUUUACGUGCUUGGAUUAUCCAAAUAUGUCGCAUCUACUUGAUUACUUGUGCAAAUCGUCCUCCGUUGAAACGGAGGAUUACAGUUCAUUAACCAGUUUCCAAGAAGAUAUGGAAAAUUUAGAUUUACCCAUAACUGAGGAUAAAGAAUUAAUGAGCUCGGAAUUUUUUGAUUCGGUUUUUUGGAUGGAACAACAAAAUUUGGAAAAUAUUGGAAUUGACAGUAACUUUGUUAAUAAUAUAUGUUCGGAUUUUGAUGCACAAUCAUCUCCUCGAUCCUCAGAAAGUGGAGAUAGCGUAACUUUGGGAUCAGAUUCAAGUGGAAGUAUAAAGCAAGAUGAAAUUAUGAAUAUUAAUCAAGUUUUCUCAUUGGAAAGUCAUGAUAUCCAAGAAUUUAAUAAACCAGAACCUGAAAAAAUCGUUUAUAACACACAACCAGCUAAAUUUGUUCUGCAACCUAACACGAAAAGGGUUUUGUUCACCAAACCUAUAAACACUGCCAUUAAUAAUAAAGGAAUACAAAAACCAAAGCAACAAUUGAUUCGAGUUCAAUCUCUUAAUGGAAAUAGACCGCCGUUAUUAUUACCUGUUAAUGUAAAAAAUGUGAAAAAAUUCAAAAUUAUUAACGCAAAUGACUUGAAAAUGGAAAAUAUUAAAGUUACCACCUCUGCUAAUGCUUUCUUAAAAAAGCAACAUAUUGAAAAAAUUACAGAAAGUACAGAUGAUGAAGAUCAAGAUCACCACCCGCAAGAUUCUCGUUACCCUCCACUAAAUUUAACCAGCGAAGAAAAACGCCUUCUCAUGAAAGAAGGUAUAAAACUUCCCAGUCAUUACCCAUUAACGAAAAAUGAAGAAAAAGAAUUAAAACGUAUCCGAAGAAAAAUUCGUAACAAAAUUUCCGCCCAAGAUUCGCGAAAACGUAAGAAGGAAUACGUCGAUAAACUCGAAGAAAAAGCAAAACGCACCACGGAAGAAAACGAAUUUUUAAAGAAACGUAUCAAGUUACUUCGAAAACAAAACAGCAAACUCAUGGAGCAAAUGCGUAAACUUCAAGCAGUUCUUUUUAAUACAACAUCCACAAAAGCUGCACCAACAACUUGCUUGAUGAUCGUUUUGUUUUCAACGUUGUUAGUUUGUUUGCCUAAUUUGCGUUUAUCCGAAAAACAAGAAUUAGGUGAACAACAAUUAUUCGCUGCUCGUCGAGCUUUGCUUUUUAAUCAAAAAGCAAAUAACGAGGAAGACGUUAACAUGGACGAAUUUCUCGUUUUUAAUAAAGACGAUGAAGUUGAAAUUGAUAACUUCGUUGAAGAUGAAUCGGAAAACGCAACGGAAAAUGAUUUCAAUAACUUUUUAAGUGAAUUAACGAAAAGGUAUGCGAAUUUACCCCAGGAGAAAAAUUGUUCGGAAAUGAAUAUCAACGGAAAUAUGGCUGAAUUUUGCCGCAAAUACGACGGUGAAAUAAAAAGCGUUAUUCAUAGUAUGAAAGAAUUUUUAGAAGGUGAAGCGGUACCGAAACAAAAAGGUUUUAUUGAACCGGAUAUUUCCGAUGAUGAUGAAGAUUACGGUAAAGAUAUUAAUAGAAAUUUAAUUAAAGAAGAGCCACCUUCGAAAAGGAUUAAAUUAAGCGUUUCCGAUGUUAUCUAUCAGGAGAAAGCUUCGGAUCAAGAUUUACUGUUGAAUUUUAUGGAUAGAAAACAAGAAUGAUGAGGGUUUUUUAUUAUUAUUUUCUGUUUAUUUUCUGAUUGUUCCAUUUAAAUAAUAGAAAGAGUUUAUUUUUAUUUUUUAAACUAUAUAUUAAUAUAUUACUGCUUAUUAUUGCUUUAGGGUUAGGUUAGAUUCCGUUUCUUUUCGUUUGUUCGAUGUUCCAAUGUAUUUUAACCUUAUUAGCUUUAUUUUAAUAAUGAUUAGAAACAAUUAUAGUUCACUCUAAUCGUUACUAAACAUUAUUAAAAUAAAUUUAUCAACAAUUUUUUUCAAUUAACUUGCACGUGAUCAUUACAAACCGUACUUUUCCAAAUAACAUGAUGUAAGUAGUCUGUUUUCUUCAUUUCCUUGAGAGUUAUUUAAAAAAAAAAAACGUCGCUUUUAAUGUGUAAUAACUAUAUUUAAUAUAAAAAGAAACGCUAUAACACGAGAUUAUAUUCUAUACAUAAAAUAAAUAAAUAUAUAAUUAUUGUUUCAAAGGGCUACAAAAAUAAUAUAUAUGUAUAUGCAGAGACCACUGAUAAAGUGUGAAUGGAUGUAGAAAUUUCGAAUGAACUUUACCGUUCGUUUUUAAUAUACUGGUUUUCUUAUAUAAAUUACUGAAAGGAA
Messenger RNA from Onthophagus taurus, 2479 nucleotides. RefSeq lists its product as uncharacterized. NCBI's taxonomy places the organism in Eukaryota, Metazoa, Arthropoda, Insecta, Coleoptera, Scarabaeidae. The record is from RefSeq and is a predicted model, not a curated record. Gene Ontology annotation, cellular component: nucleus. Gene Ontology annotation, biological process: regulation of transcription by RNA polymerase II. Gene Ontology annotation, molecular function: DNA-binding transcription factor activity, RNA polymerase II-specific; RNA polymerase II cis-regulatory region sequence-specific DNA binding.